AUGGCUCCGACAGCCGAUUCAGUGGCUUCGCCGCCUACCCCCGCCGCAGAAAAUGACCUCCAGCCUUUCUUUGUUCUUCACAAAGCAGCUCCGCCCCGAAAACCCACAGGAAAAACCCGAAGACGAAUCGACUUGUCGCCCAAAAAAGCUGAUGCCAAAGAAAAAGAUAAUGUACAAGUACUCGAUGACAACUUCCGAUUUGAAAGUUUUAACCUUCGUUGGUGCAAAAUCGAUUGCACUAUCAGGAACGUUUUGAGGGAAAUCAAUGCCCGUGUAUUUGAAGAAAUAGACCGGUGGGUUCGCGAGUCCUUUGAUGCAAUUCGUGCGUGUGGAGUGCCCAAUCUGGCUAGAGCCACUCGUCCACAUCCAAUUUUUAAUGGAGCUGCAACUUCUGCAUCUCGACAACUAUUCACCGCCAUACUUCUCACAAAAAAUGUUGAGUUUGUUGAUGAUGUACUUACUUUUGCGGACCUUGGUGUACAUUUGAGGUCCUGUGGAUGUCAUGUAGCUCAACUUACAUCUUUGGACUUCUCUGCCAAAAAUGGAGUUGGCGGAUGUCUUAAAACUUUAUUGAGACAGUUUCUCACUGUUGGCAUUGAUGCGCCUGAUAUUUCCAUCCUAGCAUCAUGGUACACUGAACAAGGGAAUUAUGAGAGCCCACUGGUUGUCAUAAUUGAUGAUGUGCAAAGAUGCUGUGGAUCUGUCUUGGCUGAUUUAAUCAUUAUGUUGAGGGAAUGGGUUAUUAAGAUUCCAAUAAUCUUAAUAGUUGGAGUUGCAACCCUUGAUGCUCUGAGAAACACACUUCCUUCAAAUGCUCUCCAGUGUCUGUCUCCUUGUGGGUUCACAUUGGGAACACCAACUGAAAGGAUGGAUGCAGUUGUUGAAGCUGUCCUUCUAAAACAUUAUCAUGGCUUCAGUAUUGGGAAGCAAGUGACAACUUUCUUGAGAAAUUUCUUCUUAAGACAUGAUGGAACGUUGACCUCUUUCAUUAGAGCUCUGAAGAUUGCUAUGGUUCAACACCUUUUAGUAGAACCUGUAAGUUUUGCACUUGAGGGGUUAAUUAAUGAAGAAGACACCAAGAGCUUUGGUGGUGAGAAUACUUUACUCAGAGAAGCUAUGAUCAAGCGGUGUCUUGAUCUUCCAUCAUACCAGAGGCCAAGUCGGUCUAACAGAAAUGGUGACAUCUGGGACUGCGGUUUGUCAGAGCUGAAGAGAUUCCGCAAGCUAUGGGUCUGUGUGGCUAUGUGUCUUUUUGAAGUUGGAAAGAAUCAUAAAAUUACCCUGUUAGACUUGUACUGUGAGAUGCUUGAACCUGAGAAGCUCAACUCCAGGACUUCUCGUCAUUUUGAAUUGGAAAAGGAUGAUCACUCUUUGUUUGGAGGCUUGCAGAAGGGAGAUUUUGUCCAUCAGAUAAUUCAGAUUGUGAGGGAUUUGCCAGCUAUGGAAUUAUGCAAGUUGCUUAAGAGUUGGGAAAUACUUACGAGAGGCAUCACUGAGAUAAAUGAAAAAGUAAAGGAGCUGCAGUCUCUGACAACAUUUGACGAGAAUCGUCCAAGACGAGACUUGACAGAGACAUCCAAGAGGCACACUGCUAAGAGCAAUAUAAAUGUGAAAAGGGAUGGAACCACAAUGAAGGAGAAAGUUGCUACAUUUGUAGAUUGUACUAUCAGGCAAUAUAUGCGGCCCAUUGAAAGUAUACCCUUCAAUGAAAUUGUCUUCUUCGAUAAUGUUGACAAACUUCGAACAGCUUUGAUUGGAGAUCCUAGAAGAAGAAUUCAAGCCGACCUUUUGGAGUCUCACAAAUUCCUCAAGUGUUCUUGCUGCAGCAAGAAUGGCAGUAUGCCAUCACCAUCCAUGCACGAUACGUCCAUACUGUAUACCCUUACUCAAGAACAUGGUGAUCUCAUCAAUCUUCACGACUGGUUUCAGUCUUUCAAAUCAAUCAUUUCUCAUCCUGGUUUGAAAGCCAAACAGAGGCUGAGGAUGUCACCAUCACCUAAGAAACGGAAAGGAUCCAAGGAACCUCGAAACAGAAGUGAUGCAUCGAUCCAAGCAGAGUUUUGCAGGGCAGUUACAGAGCUGCAGAUUACAGGGCUAAUUCGGAUGCCCAGCAAAAGACGCCCAGAUUAUUUGCAGAGAGUGGCUUUUGGACUUUAA
Messenger RNA from Fraxinus pennsylvanica, 2157 nucleotides. The record is from the annotation of a GenBank genome assembly. Lineage: Eukaryota; Viridiplantae; Streptophyta; Magnoliopsida; Lamiales; Oleaceae.